This is a messenger RNA of Paramecium pentaurelia, 615 nucleotides long. The record is from the annotation of a GenBank genome assembly. Lineage: Eukaryota; Ciliophora; Oligohymenophorea; Peniculida; Parameciidae.
AUGGGGAAUUAGGCUUUAUGUUAACAUGAUAGAACUGAAUCAAUGUUGAAAGCUGAGUAUUAGAUUAGAUAAAGAAAAGUUACUUAAGUCAAUGAGGCAGUUAAACUUGACUUAGAAUAAGAACAUAAACAAUCAUUAAUACCUACUAUAUAUUAGAAUGAAUAAUAAUAGACAUCAUGUCUUCAUGAUUGGUUAGAGAGUCUACAUGAAUCUGUAUUGAUAACUUAAAUAAAUUUAAAUUGUGAUGCAUCUACUAAAUUCUUGUCUGAAAUUGAUGAAGAGGAGGAGAUUGAUUAAACUAAAUAAUCACUCAUUGAUACAUAAGAAAUAUUCGAAUAUAAAAAGAGCUAUCCUUAUUGUAAUUCAAAUUUAGACAUGGUAAUCAUAAAUUUCUACAUCUUAAAAAAAAAUGAAUUCAAGUAAAAAUAACCCUUAAACAAGAAUUAAAUUAAUAAUGGGGCCUCCUAAAUAACGUAUUAGAUGGUCUUGUUGGUAAUUGAUGGCUUAUACUCCUAAAUUCCAUAUAUAAUCAGAUGGACUAUCUUUUGUAGAAUAAGAUUAGAAAUAUGCUAAAGCAAUAAGAAAAGAUAUACAUAGAACUGUAACAUCUAAUGA